Messenger RNA from Cheilinus undulatus (humphead wrasse), 2315 nucleotides. RefSeq names its product acyl-CoA-binding domain-containing protein 5A-like. The record is from RefSeq and is a predicted model, not a curated record. Gene Ontology annotation, biological process: autophagy of peroxisome; fatty acid metabolic process. The transcript has 13 exons. NCBI's taxonomy places the organism in Eukaryota, Metazoa, Chordata, Actinopteri, Labriformes, Labridae. Gene Ontology annotation, molecular function: fatty-acyl-CoA binding. The coding region runs from base 36 to 1601 and encodes 521 amino acids. Gene Ontology annotation, cellular component: peroxisome.
AGGACUCAGUCCAGUCAUCCUUGUUGGGAGUCAGCAUGGCGCAGGAGGACAAAUGCAGCCUGGAGGCGAAAUUUGCUGCUGCAGUUAGAGUGAUCAGGAGUUUGCCUGAAGAGGGUCCAUUCCAGCCAUCCGAUGAAAUGAUGCUGAUGUUCUAUAGUUAUUACAAGCAGGCCACCCUGGGGCCCUGCAACAUCCCCAGACCAAUGGGUUUCUGGGACACUCGAGGCAAAGCUAAGUGGGAUGCAUGGAGCUCUUUGGGAAAUAUGACAAAGGAGGAAGCCAUGAAGAAUUAUAUUGAGAACAUCCAGCUGAUUUUGGAGACUAUCCCAAUCUCAGAAGAAGUAGCUGACCUGGUGCAAAAGCUUGGCUCCUUCUACUCUGAAGUAGAUGGUGAAGAUGGAGAAACUGAAGAAAAUGAAGUGGACAGGAGACCCUUCACCAGGCCUUUUGCAAAACAUGCAGAUGAGCUGAUCAGACCAUUUAAGAAACCAACUUUGGAAGGCUAUGGGGAUCUGUGGGAUGAUGUUCAAAACCUUGAAGAACAUGACAAAGACAGUGUUCAUGACAUAAGUGUCAGUAAUGAGGAGGCAAAGAGAAGCAACGAAAAUAGUGAGAUGGAGGGAAGUGAGGAAAGUGGUGAUUGGAGGAAAAGUGAUGAUGAGGAGAAUGGGGAUGAAGAAGACAAUACAGAGGAUGAAGACAAAGAGGAGGAAACAGGCUGGGGUCCUGACCCGAGGCGGCUGAGGGUGGAGGACAAGAGGUGGAGGUCUGACACCAGGGGGUCCAACAGCAGCAUGGAGCCCAGCAUGUCUCCCUUCACCAAUGGGACCCACAGCUCACUCAACAGUGAGGUGGAGGAGGAGGAGCUAGCCUGUUCUGUUGAGCCCAGUGUGCAAUAUAACCCAUAUAUACGCUUUAAUGGACACCUGAUUGAUCAUACUGAUGUUCCUGAGAAGAACCUCCGCCGAUCCACAGACUCAGAUAACGAGGAAUUCUGCGACUCGAUGGAGCAUCUGGCCAUGGAUGAGGGUCGAUGUUCGUCCAAAGUUCUGUCACCUGGAUCCAGAGCUGCCUCAGUGAGGCAAAAGGAUCUUUGGUUUGAAAGCAACACCACCUUGAAUGGAGAGGAUCAAGCACUGAUGGGAGAUUCCUACUUUAAAGAGGGGAUUAGUACAAGCCAACACAACAGCUCGUUGUCAAGAAGAGGGAGAGGUGUGCAGUCGCCACGGACACCCUGCAGCUCUCAGCAGUGUGUGAGUGUCGAUGCUUCCUGCUGUUGUGUGCCUCAGAGCAGACAUCCUGUCAGUGCUGCCAGGGGAAACAUCAACGAGCAAAUAGCAACAGCCCUGCUAAGGCUGCAGCACGACAUGGCUGCUGUGCUGCACAGGCUGCAUGCACUGGAGACGCUUACUGUUUCACAGUCAAGAACAUCUACGCCAAGGCAAGAGGACUCUCUACCAGUAGCACAAAAGUUCCUCAGACCUUCCUGGUGGCCUUUUGACUUCUGUCCACUCACCGUGGUGAUGACGGCACUCUGGCCUCUGAUUUCCCAUUGGCUCGUCCAGUUGUAUUUACAACGGAGGAGAAGGAAAAUCCCUUGAAUUAUCUGGCAACUGUCAGCAUCAGUAGAAGGACAUGAACCUGGGGUGAAAAUAUUGCACUUUGGUUGUUUUAUGGCUUUUUAAGCCAUGAUCAGUUGCACGUGGGGGUGUGCAGGGAGCCCCCAGUUGAAGUAGAAAAGGCUGGUCUAGAUUAAUAGAUUUUCAGAAAGAUGAUUAAAGGAAGAUUCUGCAGUUAAAUGUAGCACUUUGCCUGUUUAGAUGUGUAAGAGUGGGAAGAUUUAUACAUUAUGAAUGCUAGCACAUUAUCUUUACUACAAUAAAUAAGCAAAAGGUGUUUAUCUUAUUUAUGAAAUGUCUCACAAAUCAAUAGAAAAGUCACUAUAUUCAACAUUCAUAUAGAAGUAGUUGUUAAACUUGAGCUACCGUUGUAAUUUCCACUUGUUUUCUUUUUUUAUAUAAUUGGUUUCUUUUUUUUUGUCAAGAAAAACUUUUUUUGCUGCAAUGUGGUAUAUGGAUUGUUUACAUUUAAUGCGUGAAAUAUAGGCAUAUAUUAAGAUAUAUGAUAUUUAAUGUGUGAUAUUGUGUAUUUAUUUAAGAGCUUAAGUGCAAUAAUAGCAAAGACUGCACUCUCAAUUUGCAAAGAAAAAUAAAAGGACAAUCCAUUUAUUUAUUAUUUUCAGCUGUACAGUAAAUAUUUUAUUUAGGAUGUCAUGCUGUCGGAUCUACAGUUGUAAACAUGCAUCUAUGAAACAA